Molecule: messenger RNA, 2269 nt
Organism: Anolis carolinensis (green anole)
Lineage: Eukaryota; Metazoa; Chordata; Lepidosauria; Squamata; Anolidae
Product: steroid 21-hydroxylase
Exons: 10
Coding region: 208-1704 (498 amino acids)
Biological process (GO): progesterone metabolic process; hormone biosynthetic process
Molecular function (GO): iron ion binding; heme binding; steroid 17-alpha-monooxygenase activity
Source: RefSeq, a predicted model, not a curated record
UGUUUGGGAAGAGAGGGGCCUUUAAGAGAUGUAGGGCAGGGAAAUAUCUCAAGGCUGGUAUAUAUAAAGAGAGAACCUCUGCCAUAAAUCUGGGGCAUAAGUUAACUUGUGAGCCUGGGCUCUACUGGGAGGAGAAAUUGUGCUGGGAAGGGCUGUGUGAAUGUUCAUAUAAUCCUUCAAGAGGUGCCCAACUGCACCCAUUUAACCAUGCUCUCUGCUCUUCUCUUCGUUGUCGUCCUCCUGGCUAUUGCCCUGUUGAGCCGGUGGCAUCCGUGGCACUGCCAGGGCAAAGAUGCGAAGGAUCUGCCCGGCCCAAGAGCUUUGCCCCUCAUUGGAAACCUCUCCCAUAUGUUCCAGCCAAACCUCCCCAUCCAUUUCCUCCAGCUGGCCCAUCGGUACGGACCCAUCUACCGCCUGCGCCUCGGGAACAAAGACGUUGUCGUGCUGAACAGCUUAGAAACGAUCCGGGAGGCGCUGAUUCGGAAGUGGUCUGACUUCGCGGGACGGCCUCACAGCUUUAUUACAAACCUGAUUUCAAUGGGCGGGAAGGACCUCUCCCUGGGCGACUACACCCCAACGUGGCGUCUGCAACGGAAGCUGACCCACAUGGCCUUCCAGCGCUGCCGACAAGGAGACAUGGAGCAGAUUGUGCACAGCCAAGCUCAACACCUCUGCAAGGUUUUUCGUAGCUAUGGCGGGGAACCUGUGGAUGUGGCUCAUGAUUUUUCUAUGCACGCCUGUUCUGUUAUUUCUACCAUGCUCUUUGGACCUUUGGACAUGCCCAGCAUUGAAAAAAUGCAUGACUGCAUGCUCGAAAUGGUAAAAGCAUGGAAUGCUCUUCCCAUCCGGGUUCUGGAUUUCUGGCCAAUCCUCAAAAUUUUUCCUAACCCCUCAUUGAGGCACCUCCUUUCCUGCCUUGAAAACCGAGACGAUGUGGUCCAAGGCCAGAUGGCGAAACACCAGAAGUCUGACCAUUCACCAGAGGAACAAGACAUGUUGGACCAUAUGCUGCACUUCCUUCAUGACCAUGACAUCAAGAAGUGGGGCGACACGGGACUCCUCCCUGACCAUGUCCACAUGGCUGUUGUUGACCUGGUCACUGGAGGUACCGAAACGACAGCUACCUUACUGACCUGGGCUGUGGCCUUUCUGCUGCAUUGUCCACAGAUUCAGGAGCUAAUCCACAAGGAGUUAAUGACAGUAGUAGGACCACACCGUGACCCUACUUAUAGUGACCGGGAGCAUCUGCCCUACCUCAACGCCACCAUCUGGGAAGCACUGCGCAUGCGCCCCUCCGCACCCCUUGCUUUGCCUCACAUGACCAUUCGGGAUACCAGCGUGGCUGGUUUUUCCAUCCCCAAAGGCACAACUGUCAUCCCCAAUCUCUACGGCGCCCACCAGGAUCCAAGCAAAUGGCCAAAUCCUCAGGAGUUCAGACCAGAGAGGUUCCUGGAAGGACAAGCCUUGGCCGAAGCCCAGCGGCACUUGGUACCCUUUAGCUGUGGGGCCCGGGUCUGCUUAGGAGAAGCCUUGGCUCGGAUGGAGGCCUUCCUCUUCCUCGCUUACAUACUGCGGGAUUUCCAGAUUUUGCCUUCACCGUCUGGGUCGCUGCCAGACCUCCAGCCACAUUGUGAGUUCCUCAUGUUUUGCAAGCCGUUCAUGGCACGGCUAGUGCCGUGGGUGGAGAACGGGUCUGCAGAAUGAGGCCUCUGUAUGGCAAGAGAAAACACAUUGUGGGUGCCGAAGUGGUUAAGAGUAUGGAACUGGGACUUUAGGAGAUCCCGACCCAUAGCCUCACUACACCAGGGAAAUUACCUCCAGCCAAACACCUUCUUUGUCUUGACUUGCCCUGCUUCGUGUACCGAUGCAGUGUGACACCAUUGGAACCAUCAAGGCUCCAUCUUAUGGGAUGCUGGGACCUGUAGUUUGGUGAAGUACCAACACUUUGUGGCAGAAAAGGCUCAAGACCUUGUCAAACUACAACUCCCACCUUCCCAAGUGGUGUCAAACUGCAUUCAUUCUACAGGAUUGUUCUGAGAGUAAAGUGGGCAGGAGCUGUGCCACAUGCAGCAUUUGAAUUCAUCAUAAGAAUGAUGUGAUAGAAAAGUAAUUGAUCAAAUAAGUAGAUAAGAUUCUCCUUCUUCUGUCCUCUUCUCCCUCUGAACUGUCAAUACAAUGGAUUGUUGUGUGUUUUCCAGGCUGUAUGGCCAUGUUCCAGAAGUAUUCUCUCCUGACGUUUCGCCCACAUCUAAGGCAGGCAUCCUCAGAG